AUGAAUGGGACGCAUCAGAAAACUGAACCGGGACCCGAAGACAACUUACACGGACAGGUGAGACCUUUCUAAACAUCUAACAUCCUCCCGUACAGGACCAGAUUGCUCACUAGGUAGAGUAGGAACAUGUCCUGUUGGGGGUGACUGUUUAUAACACUAAAACGUGCCUCUUUGAAGCUUGGGUAAGCUGGUGAGGAGAGGUGAGUACCAGGAGCCCUGGACAUUGCCAGCCUUAUAGGAGAGCUGCUGGAGCAGUUAUAGAGGGUGUAAAACUCAGUGCUGUCCCAGUUCCUCCAAUGUCACAAAGCUCACCCUUUGGUGAGCCAAUCAGAUCAUCCAUUAAUGCAGGGCCGGUGCAAGGAAUUUUUGCCGCCCUAGGCAAAAUAAAAAUUGCCCCCCCCCCCCAUGUGACAUCAUAAUGCCCCACCCAUAUGAACGAACGCCUGCAGGGACCGGCUAUAGAUACCAGAACCACUUCAUUAAGCUGUCCCUUUAAUGUAGAGGUAAUCUACAGAUUAGUGUCACUAAUAACAUACCAGAUUGCCUACUUACAACCAGAUGAGGAUGGUGAUGAUGGGCUCUGAUGAAGGGAUGCAUUGUGUGUUUCUGGUUGUGUGAAAGGGAUGCAAGGUGUCUUUUUUUUUUUUUCAUCUUGGCAGAAGCAGUAUGCAAAGUAUUAGCAGUUCGGCUUGUGCAAAAGCCAUUUGUACAUAUCCACUGUAACGGAUCACCUGGCACACUGACUGGGUACCUCAGUUGAAGGAUGCUCCUAGUGCUUCCUGAGGGCUCCAAGCACUCCAGCAGACACCAUAACCACCGUAGACUCCUUCAGAGAGCAAAAACCGGAACAAGCUCUUACAAGAGCUCAGUGAUUAUAGCAAGAGAGUAUGGAGAGCAUAGCAAUCCUUUGUAGCAGAUUCCCUCAAUAAGAGACGGCACUCCAAAUUGAGGGUGAAGUAGAACUGACUGUACUGGCACAUACAGCCUUUUAUUCACAAUCCACAAACAUAGCACUGCCCACAGGGUUUUGAAAUACAACCAAUCAAUCCGUACAAUACACACAGACAAUCCCACACAAAAUCCUCCCUUCUUUCGCUCCUUCUUUCGCUCCUUCUUUCGCUCUUUCUUUCGCUCUUUCUUUCGCUCUUUCUUUCGCUCUUUCUUUCGCUCUUUCUUUCGCUCUUUCUUUCGCUCUUUCUUUCGCUCUUUCUUUCGCUCUUUCUUUCGCUCUUUCUUUCGCUCUUUCUUUCGCGCUCUCUUUCGCUCUUUCUUUCUUUCGCGCGCUCUCUUUCGCUCUUUCUUUCUUUCGCGCGCUCUCUUUCGCUCUUUCUUUCUUUCGCGCGCUCUCUUUCGCUCUUUCGCGCGCUCUUUUUCUCUUUUGCGCGCUCUCUCUCUGUUCUCCUCAUACCCUGUGUAGCGUGGCAGAGCUCCGGUCCGCGGUACAGGAGUUUCUUUUUCCUGUACCCGGUCGUGCUCACUCAGAGUACUUCCUGUGAGUCUGGUCAGGUACAGGAAACGGAUCCUCGCGAACCGCACCGAGGCAUGGCCAUGCUACACUGAGGGACUGACUGGAGGGAGCACCGUGCACUUCCCUCCUGCUGAUCCCUCAUAUCUUGCACGCUCAUGGACGCGCCGGCCCAGGCAGUGCUGCAGCCCUGCAUGAACGCAUACCCCCGAUGCAUGAUCUGAUUGGUCUGUUUAGGGUGAGUGCUAACAUCUUCUAGAACCAAUCAGAUAAUGCAUCGGGGGUAUGCGUUAAUGCAUGAUCUGACUGGUGCAUGGGGUUACCCAAUCAGACCAGGCAUCAUCUGAACACGAACAGCCUCUCACACAGGAAAUGCCUUUCAGGAGGAGGGGAACCUCUGAGUGAUGCACAUAGUAUAACUGCUCCUGCACUGUGUAUCAUAGGACAGCAAUGAGCGAAAUAUACCAUAACUUAAUGGCUGGAGUUAUAGUACAACAUGAGCGGGAGUAUAGGGACAGGGGACCAUGUUCAGGGAAACCGUGUAAUCCAUAAGCUGUUAAUUGUUGAUCCUUUUCUGCUCCCAGUGCACCCCUUGGAAGGAGAAGUCCUGUUGUACGCCAGCAAUCAGCCAAGAGGCGCACAGUGACCAGUCCUACCUCUACAAUUUUGACUGGAACCACUGUGGAGCAAUGUCCCCGGAAUGCAAGAAACACUUCAUCCAAGACACCUGUUUCUACGAAUGCUCCCCUAAUUUGGGGCCUUGGAUCCAGGCGGUGAGCCCCUGUCAUGUUUCAUGUGUGUGCAGUAAUCGGAGUGCGGGUUUUAUACUGUAUUCCCACCAUAUGUCCAUGCCUUCCUGUCUUUCGUUCUAUGGUAUCGCUGUGGCCACGUGCCUACGCUGUAUUAAUGUUUUCAUUUCUACCCUGACUUUACUGACCCUUGGGCCACGCAAAAUAGGAGUUGUUUAGUGGGUUGAAAAGGAUUAAGAUCCUACAGUCCCCUAGGUAAGUUAUUGGAUUGGUGACCCCCAUUUUUUUUCUUCACAUGAAGAUAGUGGAUAGAACCAAGCAAAUUCAUAGUUCUGGGCCAAUGUCAAACCACUGGGACCUAGGGUCAUGUUAUCGUUAAUCCUAUAUAGAUGUAUAAAAAUAAGGGCGCGCAAUCACUUAGUAAAAAACAGUAUAGUAAACAAUAUGUAAAUAAUAAUAAAAAAGCAGCUAAAAAUACACUGGAAACAUUCGAUUUCCACAUACAAUCUAUUAAUAAUUGUGUUAGCGCUAUAUCAGAGAAGCCCACAGUUAUAUGCUGGGCACCCUAAAAGUAGUAAGUGGGGAAGAAAAAAAUAACAACCACUUAUUGCAUUAAAAUGUCAGUUCUAUACAAAACCUAAACAUUCUCCACAAUUAUUUGGUCAAUAUGUGUUCUUCCUAAAACAAAUAUAUAAUAUUGUCCCAGAGUCCUUUUGGUAUUGCAGGGGUUAAUCUCGCCACAUCGGUAAAAUCCACUGCUUUGGGAUACAAUGUAUGCCGCAACAGAUGGGACCUUAAAAAGAUCCUCAUAGUGCAACACUGUUUUUAAUUAUUAAAAAAGUAAAAAAACCUCUCCCCCCCCCCAAAGCGAACCCUUACAUGGACUAAUGGUGGUACUUGUUGCCAAGACACCACAAACAAACAUGGGUUUUAUACGAAUGGAAUAGAUGUUACUGCCCGUCCUUAUCUUCUCGGUCAGACUUAAAUCUCCCUACUGUGCAGCUGACAGUUGCUUUUGGAGAGACGCCAAGUAUGCGGACCGGUGUCGGCAAUCCCUUCGUAUUCACCCUUUUCAAACAGAAGCCGCUAGCACUUCAACGCGUUUCGCACUAAUAACCUGGGCUUUUUCAAGAUAGUGCGCGGCUUCAUAAGUUAGUCUUAUAUAGGUUCGCAUCAGACCACUUUUAAAGUGCCAGGUUGUAAUAAAAUAUUUUUCUUUCCAGGAAAAGUGCUCCUGUUUCUCUUGUAUACCGUAAAGUUAGUAAAUAUUUUCACAUAAAAAAAAAAACACAUAUGCAAAUACCUUGUAGAUGUAAACAUAUAAGGACAUCAUUAUUUAUAUAAGAAACUUAUUCAUUGAAAAUUUCAUAUCAAUGUAAAUGUAGACUUGGCAAAAAACCAUUAAUAAUAUACUUUAAAGACUCCGUACAUACUCAAAUAUUGUGUGGAUAUAUAGAUGUUCGAUAUAAUUCAUGUGUUGUAUCACUCCACAAGUUAAUAUCUACACCUCAUUAUGUCUAAAAGUUGUAUGUUAAUAUUUAAAUAAAAUUGGAUAUAUUCUUAGAAGGAUUAUCAUAUGUUUAACAUAUAUAUUUUUUUUUUUAACACUUUUUAACCAAUUCACCACCUCUCCAUGGGAUAGUAACCCUUUCAAUCCCACAAUAGCUCAAACAUCCUGGAUUAUUUGCAUGAUGGUCUGCAAAAUGUUUAGAUACAGAGUGUUUUUCAAACCUUCUUUCAUGUUGUGUAAUGUUCAUUCAACCUUACUCUUAACAUUCUUUUAGUUUGCCCCACAUACUGUAGCUCACAGGGGCAAUUUAGUAGGUACAUCAUUUGUUUUGAGUGACAUGUAAUGCAUUCCUUUUAUGUCAAAUUACUCCUUAGUUACGACAGAAUAAAAACUUGAGAUUUUUCCAUAGGGAGGACCUGUUACUUUACAUACAUUACAGCUACCAAUGUGUCCAAUUAAUGGAUUAGCUCAAAAAGAAAUUAGAAACAAUCUUGACAGGUGUAUAGUCGCCAUUUUGGGCAGUCGGAAUCCAGGACAACCACCCCAUAACCCAACCCAAUAACGCACAUACUAGAGGAUAUGGGGAAAUAUGUCCACAGCUUUAUUUAGCAAACAAUAAUAAUAACAAUAAUAAUCAUAAUAAUAACUUAACAAGUAAACAUGGGUCAUUGCCCCCCAUACUCCGCCCUCGCAUCCUAUUCCUUCCAUUAACAUAUAAAGGGCAAUGCCCCCCAUAUAAAUAAACAUAUAUAUAUAACAUACAUCAACAUUAUUCCAAUCGAUGUAAAGUGCCAACCAUCCAUUAACCACGGCAGGGGUAUACCCGGAUACCCCUACCCCACCAGGUUCUGAGCCACCGACAGGACUCGAAACCUAUCAACCACCAAUGACCACCACUUGUUUGUCUUCCAUUACGUUCAUCCUGGGGAGCCUAUUUCUUCUCCUUCAGCUCCCCGUCCCGCCGCUGUGAAAAAACGGGACAAAACCACACAUAACAAAACAGGGAGGGUGGGUGGGACAAACUUAACCAGGUAGGAAGUUAGAAUGAAUUAACUAAAAUGGCUGCCCAUCUAAAUAACCAAACCCACUUACCCAUAACUCCACUCCCUUGCUUACUUCCUCCUAGGCCCGCCUCCUAACCCCUGUCAAGGCCUUUUUCCGCUUAGCUGCGCUUGGCUACAUGGGGCUACAUGACAGGUGUAUAGUCGCCAUUUUGGGCAGUCGGAAUCCAGGACAACCACCCCAUAACCCAACCCAAUAACACACAUACUAGAGGAUAUGGGGAAAUAUGUCCACAGCUUUAUUUAGCAAACAAUAAUAAUAACAAUAAUAAUCAUAAUAAUAACUUAACAAGUAAACAUGGGUCAUUGCCUCCCAUACUCCGCCCUCGCAUCCUAUUCCUUCCAUUAACAUAUAAAGGGCAAUGACCCCCAUAUAAAUAAACAUAUAUAUAUAACAUACAUCAACAUUAUUCCAAUCGAUGUAAAGUGCCAACCAUCCAUUAACCACGGCAGGGGUAUACCCGGAUACCCCUACCCCACAAGGUUCUGAGCCACCGACAGGACUCGAAACCUAUCAACCACCAAUGACCACCACUUGUUUGUUUUCCAUUACGUUCAUCCUGGGGAGCCUAUUUCCUCUCCUUCAGCUCCCCGUCCCGCCAUAAGCUCAGACCUUGACCCCUUAAGCCGUCUGAGCUCCGCCACCCCGAAGAAACAGCGCCCGCUGCAUACCAACCUGCCAACCCAAGUUGAGCAGAUCCCAACCUACCUCCGAAAGGUGAACCCUGUCCGAGCGGUAGUACCCCGGCAACCCCUCCUCCAACUCGCUGUGCCGUACCACCACACCUCCCAUCUUCCUAACAAAGCUCGCCAUUAAGCUGUUCACCUUUUUCCUGCAGUGAUCAAUCGCCACUGGAUCCCGCGCGUGCCGCCAUCGACGCCUUGGGACAAUCUCCGACCACACUAACAUAACCCCCGGAAGCAGGUCCCUCAAUUUGUUGAUGUCCUGCUUCAUCCACUUUACCAACCGACGUUGUGGCGUGAGGCCCAAGUCGUUACCCCCAGCAUGAAGGACCACCAUGUCCGGUGUCCUCCCCCCCACCACCAUCCUAAACAUUGCCCCACAAACCUCCCCCCAGCAAAAUCCCCUGUACCCAAACCAUCGGACUGUCAACUGGUCCUUCGGAAAGCCCAGCUGCUGGCCCUGCAUUCGAGCUGCGGCCCUCCUCUCCGCCCAGAAGACAAAAGAAUGUCCCACAAUCCAAGCAACCCGUCCUGGGGAGAAGAAGAAAACAAGCAUGAGGGAAAGGCAAAAGAGGACUCCUCCGUCCAUGUCCACCCCCGCACCAUAUCUAUACAUACACAUAUAUAAACAUAUACCUACCCAGACAUGUACCUUUUUUUUUAUUUUUUUUUUAUUUUUUUAUUAUUCCAAUAAGCCCAACCGCACAUAUGAGCGGAACCGCACCGACUCCCAUCUCCCUAUGCGCUUCACGACCUCAUCUCCUAAUCCCAACCGUGCAGCCUCCGUGGCCGCCCCAAUGCGAAAGGAGUGAGUACCAAAACGUCCGGCCGGAAGCCCCAACUUACCUAGCCCGGCCCGAAAAACCUUUGUAAACUGAAACCGGGACAGGGAAGAACCAUCCGCAUGUACCAAGAAGGAACCCCCUACCGCCGGCCUCCGAGCCAUGUACUCCGCCACUGCAGCCACCGGGCACAAUACUGCGCCCGGCAGAGCCCAUAGCGUAACGUCCCUACCCACGCCACGGACGUCCGUCUUAGAACUACCCAGAUGCACAACCACCUUACCCUCCAAAACACGAACCCCGGAGGCCUGCAGACCCCCGGGCACCACCCUACUGGCACUCACCAGCUCCCCCACGCGGAACGCCCCGAAAAAUGCCAAGAGAAAAGCCGCUCUGAACAGAGAGACCUCAAACCCGUUGAAACAAAUUUCCGGCAACCGACCCACCAGAUCCCCCAAUACCCGUACCGACACCGGGCGCCUAGAGUCACAGGUCCUGCGGCCCUUUCGAUAACCCUUCAGCGCCUGCCGUACUAGGAAGGUCUUAGUCAGAUCCUCCGACCCGCGCUAUUGGAACCAGAACGCCAUUGCCGCCAUGGACCUGUCGACCACUGCCGGGGACGCCCCUUUUGCCAGCAAUUGGCAGGUGUACCAUAGAAAAGCGUCCCGCAGCGCAUCCCCACGUAAGCCAUGCUCCAACCCGUCUAAUGAUCGUUCCCAAGAGUCCCAGACCUUACUGUAGCAGGCCCAUGUGGCCGGUGCCAGUGAAGCCUUCACAAGUCCCCCAAGCAGGACGCUCCCAGCUGCCAUAUCUCGUCCGGGCAAGCCUCCCCUAUCUUCAAUGCUCCUGGCGCCAUCGUCCAAAAUCGGGACCACUGAAAACGAGACAGAGCGUCAGCCACCUCAUUCAGGUACCCAGGGACAUGACGCGCGCGAAACACAACAUUCCGUGACAUACACAUCAACACAAAGCGCCGCAGCAACCUAACCACCGGCUUAGAGGCAGCCGAUUGAUUAUUCACCGCAUGCACCACCGCCAUGUUGUCCGAGAAAAAGACCACUUUCUGGUCCUGGAGCCCCUCGCCCCAUAGUGCCAUUGCAACGACCAACGGGAAUAAUUCCAGAAAAGCCAGGUUGCGCAUGACUGGGCUAGGACUUCAUGCUCAGCCACGGGGCUCACAAGUAUCUAUCUCCCCGCCAAGUAGGCCUCCCGGCUCAUUACCUUUCCACCAAGCAUCCGGGGUGGAAGAGUUCCAACUCACACACUUACUCCGCCUAAAAACACUGGGCUGGCCCCGUUGAAAUUCUGCAGGAAGGCAUCCCACACGCCCAAAUCAGCCCUCAUGGUUGCUGACACCCGUAUGAAAUGAUGCGGGGAUCGAACUCCUGCCGUAGCAGCCGCCAGGCUGCGGCUGAAAACCCUCCCCAUAGGAAUUACACGGCAUGCAAAGUUCAGCAUCCCUAUUAGCGACUGCAGUUGCCGCAGCGUAACUUUGCGCUCAACGGUCACCGCAGCUACCGCCCCCUUGAGCCCCUCCAACUUGUCCCGAGGCAGCCGGCAUUCACCCAAGAUAGAAUCUAUUUCUAACCCCAAGAAACUAAGGCACGUCGUCGGGCCCUCCGUCUUAUCCGCUGCCAGCGGCACCCCAAAGUGGCCCGCCACCCAUUCCACGGUCCUAAGCAGUUGCUGGCAUGCCGAGGAGGCAGCCGGCCCCACGCAAAAGAAAUCGCCCAGGUAGUGCACCACCGAACGGUUCCCCGCCUCGACCCGCACCACCCAUUCGAGAAAAGUACUAAAUUUCUCGAAAUAGGAGCAUGAAAUAGAACAGCCCAUAGGGAGGCACAAGUCCCCGAAAUAUUUUCCCUCGAAAAAACAUCCCAACAGGUGGUGGCAGUCCGGGUGGACUGGCAGCAGCCGAAACGCCGCCUCAAUAUCCACUUUUGCCAUAAGUGCCCCAUGCCCGGCCCGUUUAACCAGCUCGACCGCCCGGUCGAAUGAUGCAUACCUUUUGGGUAGGAGAGGUGGUGAAUGAGCCGGAAUUUCCCCGGCUCCUUCUUUGGCACCACCCCAAGAGGGGAAACCCGUAGGUCCUCCAAUGGGGGCACCGCAAACGGGCCCGCCAUCCGCCCCAGCGCAACCUCCUUGUCUAGUUUCUCCCGUACCACCCCGGGAAAUCCGCCACCGACUUCAGGUUGCGCAACCCCCCCAAACCCCCCUGCUCCCGGAAGGGAAUAAAGAAACCCCGCCCGAAGCCUUCCCUAAGUACCGAAGCAUCAGUCCUGUUACCGUAGCGGCUUAGCCACGGCUCCAUCGCGUCUAGCCUCACCGGCGUGAAGCCCCGGGGCAGGGGAAGCAUUCCCUCCGGCCCCGGCAGCCGCUCCGGCUGUUCCCGCCUUCCCUUUUUUUUGAAACAGCGAUUGAGCCCAUGAGCACCCCCGCAACCGGAGCACUCAUGCUUUCCCCAUUUGCACUGGCCCUCAUUGUAGAGCCAGCAGAAGCCCUUUUGCAAAGCGGCCGACGAGGCGGACUGCCCCUUCGCGCCGGCCGAGUUUGGAAAGGGCUGCGCCUUCUGGGCCAUCAUUAGCUUCAUCCAGAGGGGCAGAUCCAUCUGAUCCCACCUCAUCCCCGGGUUAGCCGCCAGUCGCUGCCUGAACUGUUCAUCGUAGCGCCACCAUGCCAGCCCCCCAUAGGUGCGAUAUGCUUCCCAAAUGCCGUCCAGGUAGCAGAACAGGGACGAGCAUAAUCCCGGCGAUUUUUCCCCCAGCACGCUGGCUAGCACGCAAAACGCCCGUAACCAGUUGCCAAAGGAUUUCGGAAUCUUGCGAUACCGCUUCCUCUUCUCCUCCUCCUCCUUCUUUUCAUCCUUUUUAUCCUCCUCCUUGAGGUCAAUAAAGUCCUCCAAGGGGAGCAGGGAGAAGAUCUCGCAGAACUCACCUUUCCAGAGCUUCUCUUUCACGUCCUGUUUCAGAUGAACCCCCAGGGGGCCCGCAAACGAGACGUAUGGUGCUGCCUCGGCUGCAUCCGGAAUACCCCCGGCCAGUUCCGCCUUGUCACCCCCGGCCGCCAUCGCCUCGGGCGCCACCCCCAGGUCCCCGCCCGAACUAAGCCCCACGGAAACCCCACUAGGACCAGGGACCUCCGUCCCCGGGGCCCAAACCCGACCAACGCCACCCCCCGUGUCACCCCCCGCCCCCAGCGAGUGGAGCAGUGCUUGCAGUGUGCUAACCAAGGAACUGGAGUGUAGUGACCCACAAGACUCACCGGCCAAGCCCCCUGCAACUGAUGCGGCAGGGGCUGCGUCGUCGACUGCCCGAUGUCCAGGGAGAGCGACUCCCGCCGAUACCUCGCCAACCGGGGAGCCAAACCGGUGCCUUGCCCGUGUCGAUAUGGAACAGCUCCGUGACCUGGAAAGAGGAGAAGAAGUCCUGGGUAGGGUGCCCUGAGUAUUCGCAUCCCCCCCGUCCCGACCCUGGGAGCGCCUGCCCAUUGCCAAAGCCUCCCACUGUGCCCCCUGCACGCGCCGCGUGCGGGAGCCCCUAGGGCUACGGCUCCUCCUGUCUUCCCCGGGCAUACGUCCCCGCCGACCACCCCUGGGAACGCUAGACCCGCUCUCUCCCGAGCUCCCUGACCUGGAGCGGCGCUGCCGGGACCUCCCCCUCCUCCCCCUCCUCUCCCGUGGCUCUACUUCCCGAACCGGAGAGGGACUACCACUACAGGACCCUGAACCGGACCCCCCCCCCUACUACCCUGCACCCCCAAACGCUCACCCCUCCGGCUAGAGCCCGACCCCCCACCUGAACUGGCUCCCAGACUAAGGGGACCUAGACCCCCCCUCAACCAGACUGGCCCCCCCAACCCCUAAACCAGGCCUACCCGACCCUACCCGCACCGGCCUAGCCCCAGAGCCCAAGGAGGCCCCCUUUCCCCUACUGGGGGAGCCCAGCAGUCCCUCCUCACCCACAGCCCCCCCACCCCUACCACUACUCCCCCCACCUAUGACCCCUAUGCCCUCCCCAUCCACGGUCCCUGGGAGGCCUUCCCACCCCCCACUUGGGCCCUCCGCCCUCCGCCCCCUGACAGGACCCCCCCAGCACUUUUCCCACCAAGGGGGGCCCCGGCCGGAGCCCCCUGCACUUGCCUUUGGGGCCGGGAACCGGCCACGUGUCCUCCCGGUCCCGGCCCCGCCGAUCUCCGCCUCCGACGGGGCGCGCGCCCUCCCGGGCCGCAGCUCCAUGCUGCCCGCUCCUCCAGGGGACCGCCCGGCCCCGUCCGACCCGGCAGCCGCGACGGCCCCGUCCCGACCGUCCCCCCGGCGCCGGGCACUGGUCCUAGGCUCCGGCCGCUCGCGGGGAGGCGGGGCCUCUACCACGCGGCUGCCGGGCCUGUUGCCGCCCGCACCGGAGCCUCCCGGACCACCAGGGAUGUCUUCACCGGGUCCCACACCCGGGCUUAGCCGCUCCGGAGGCCUCCUGGCCCGAACAGGCCGUCGUCCGCCGCCGUCCUGGCCCUCCGCCGCCGCCAGGGCCGGGCCUAACUGGGCCUUCAGCCAGUCAGCCCCCUGGUGCCUCGCCGCGGACCGGAUCCGCUCCAGCAGUCGCUCCACUUCCUCCAUCGGCCCUGCAGGGAGACAAAAAGGAAAAAACCCUACCAAGCCAAAUCUGUGCCCACCGGAGCGAACACAAACUUAACCAGGUAGGAAGUUAAAAUGAAUUAACUAAAAUGGCUGCCCAUUUAAAUAACCAAACCCACUUACCCAUAACUCCACUCCCUUGCUUACUUCCUCCUAGGCCCGCCUCCUAACCCCUGUCAAGGCCUUUUUCCGCUUAGCUGCGCUUGGCUACAUGGGGCUACAUUACAGAAACCAUAGAAACAAAAAAGAAGAAAUUUGAGAGAUCAAAAAGACCUUUCAGGAAAUAAAAUUAGGAAUAGUCGUAAAAAAAGUCCACUAAUCAUUCAUUUAAUACACAUACUCCGCGAAGAAACAACAAGACUAAUCAGGGCAACAGGUGGAUUGGAACUCGUGGUAGAUCUAAUACGGAUUACCACCAGGAGGACAACCCCCAAACAGGGAGACACAAUUCACCUAAGACCCCUAAAGAUAAAGGUUAGACUUUAGUCACUAACAAGAAAAGGAGAAACACACCAGUUAUGAAAUCAGGGGUUUCAACAUCACAAUCUAUCACCCAUGUAACAAAGAACUUCACUUCUAAUAAGUUCGCAGUUCGGAACUCUAAAGAGGAAGGGAGACUGAAUCAAACAAUUUUUUAGGACCAAGACAAAUGUUCCUAAAUCGCCAAUCCAAGACAAAAAGAGACCUCUAAAAAGGGGAUACAGAGGAGGGAGAAAAAUGCAGAAAAGAGAAUAAAGUGGUAAAACUGGUAGGAAUUUUUAAUUUGGCCAAUAUUCCUUUAACAUUAGAUCAAAUAAAGGUCUGAAAUAUGCACCAGCUAUUAAGUCUGACACUUUCAAAAACUUUUUAGAUGUUCAAAAAUUUAUAAAUCCAACAAAACUUUGACUUUUAAAUCCAACCAAAAAUGCAGUUACAGAACGGAAUUCAUUUAAUUGUCCAAUUAUUUUUAAUUCUAGUAGUCAAUCAAAACUUGUAAAGAAAAGUAUAAACCAACAUUGGCAUCUCUCGAAACAGGAUCCCCAUUUACCGGCACUUUUACCAGAUAAACCAAGAAUAGUUUUUAGAGGUGCCCCCACAAUUAAAACUAAAUUAGUUAAGAGUUUUUGACCACCAAACCAGAGACACUUUUUUUUUUUCACAAAAAGGCUUUUUUAAAGUGUGGUAGCUGCACUGUACGUGUGUUAAAUGAAUGAUUAGUGGACUCUUGAUUUCUACGAUCUUUUUAUGACAAUUUCUAAUUUUAGCAGAUGCUGGUGUACAGACGAACUAUAUUACAAGGGCAAUUUUGAGCAGCUUUUCCACAUUUGGACAGUGUAGUAUCAUUAAGACACAGUGCUGCAGGCUCCUGCUGUAGUAACCAAGGCCCUCAGGGACCCAACUCAUGUUGAUGCUUGUUUCCCACCCAGGUGGACAGUUCCUGGAGAAAGGAACGGAUACUGGAUGUACCCCUGUGCCAAGAGGACUGCGAGGACUGGUAUAAUGACUGCAAGAGGGACUAUACGUGUAAAGAUAACUGGCACGUGGGAUGGAAUUGGACAGGAG
Messenger RNA from Pelobates cultripes (western spadefoot toad), 12423 nucleotides. Lineage: Eukaryota; Metazoa; Chordata; Amphibia; Anura; Pelobatidae. The record is from the annotation of a GenBank genome assembly.